AAAAAAAAGUGUACAAAUUAAAAUACCUUAUUUCCUUAGUCACAGUGUUUGUUCUUUAGCCUAAUUGUCAUUUGAAUGACUUUUGUCUGUGUGUGUGUUGUUUCCCUUGACAACAAACCAGGACUGUCGGCCUCUCACACUGUGUGCAUGGCACCGCUGUCUCGGGAAAGACAACCACUAGACAACUCGCCUUGAUGCCCCCCCUUCCCUCCCACACACACACACCAAGAAAAGGUCAAAAUAAUAAAUGUAGCCUCAAUUGAUGGUUUGGCAGAGGGGGGGCGUCAGUGCAAAUUUUUGGACGAGAGCUCCUCCAAAGGACUAAUGAAUUCAUAUAUCUGAGCAUGGCCAAUGAGGGGAAACAGCAUGGCCUCUUUUUCCCAAUGAAAAGGUUGAACUAAAUCUACUGCAGAGCCUCUCAAAGCCAUCACACUCCUAAACAAACUUGCCUGCUUAAACCUCUUUUUCUCUUGCAGACGUACAUCUUUAUACACGCCAUCUCCCAGUGAGCAGAGCCAGAUUAACAUGGAUCAGUGUGUCGACUCGUCCCUUUGUGAUGACACUCACAGCUGCACUCAACACAUUGAACAUCCGGAAGCUUCUGCAGGCUGAGUGACAUGCGCAGUGUGGUCACAACACAUCACCACGGCAACCAUCUUUCACAGCGAGUCCCCAGCAGCAUCACUGGCUCGCGAUCAUCUCCCGUUGUCCGCAGAGCAGAGAAAACCGCAUCGUGUUCAAGCAGCAGUGCAGUCAUGGUGAAACUGGGCACUAAUCUGGCUGAUAAAAUGGAGAAACAGCCAUGUGCAGAUGAUGGCUUUGAUAACAUCCCCCUCAUCACACCCCUGGAGGUCAGCCAGCUCCAGCAGUCAUUUGCAGACAAGGUCAUCGUGAAGACGUCCACUGAUUAUCAACUGCAGCAGCAGAAGAAGAAGAGAAAGUUGUUUAUGCCCAACAUUGACAAGCUGAACAUCAGCUUGUACAAAGAUGUCUCAGACAGAGCCAAGAUUACAGGACUGAUUCUCAUCAUGUUGGCCUUCCUGACCAGCUUGCUCCUCCUCUUGAUGUACAAAGCAAUGUGGUACAACCGCCUAACCUGCCCAGAGGGAUUCAUCCUUCAGCAGAGGCACUGCACUCCGACCGCUCUGGAAUUGUUCCCCGCCGAGCAGCCGAACCCACCUGAUGUCCAAGGCGGCAACAACUCCGGGCUGUACACCGCCCUCACCCGCCUCAACCAGGUGAAAAGGGCGGGGCCUGAGCUGCCAUGGUUACCCGUCAUCCGAGCUCUGAAGGAGACGGACAGAACCAAAGAAGAGAGCCAUCAGCAAGCCAAAAGUGAACGAGCAGGAGAUGAGUGAGGAGAUGACAUUCGUUUGCUUGAUUUCAUGUAUGUUAGUUAGUCAUACAAACCCCGUUUCCAUAUGAGUUGGGAAAUUGUGUUAGACGUAAAUAUAAACGGAAUACAAUGAUUUGCAAAUCAUUUUCAACCCAUAUUCAGUUGAAUAUGCUACAAAGACAACAUAUUUG
Messenger RNA from Entelurus aequoreus (snake pipefish), 1527 nucleotides. It is a transcript of the gene caly, whose product is annotated as calcyon neuron-specific vesicular protein. The coding region runs from base 618 to 1358 and encodes 246 amino acids. NCBI's taxonomy places the organism in Eukaryota, Metazoa, Chordata, Actinopteri, Syngnathiformes, Syngnathidae. The transcript is spliced from 6 exons. The record is from RefSeq and is a predicted model, not a curated record. Gene Ontology annotation, molecular function: clathrin light chain binding. Gene Ontology annotation, biological process: endosomal transport; clathrin coat assembly; G protein-coupled dopamine receptor signaling pathway. Gene Ontology annotation, cellular component: membrane; endosome.